AUGGCACGUACACGGAGGGGGGUCAAGUUCCCUCACAAAACCAACGGUCACGGCGAAGGGCGCCGCUCAAGCUUCAGCGACGUCAGCGAAGAUGGUUCGCCCUCCAAGCUCAAGACUGGCGCUGCCCUGGAUAACAUCGCGGAAGUAAGCGAACCCCUUUGCUAUGCCACGUCACGAUAUCAAAUCGAGCAGGAACCGCCCCCUAUCAAGCUCACUGCUAACAUGCCCUGUCUUCAACAGCAGCCGCCCAAGUCCCCCGAGGAAGAGAAGCGCGAGGCCUACGAGAAGAAGAAGGCAAACUUUCUGACCCGUACCUUCUGGACCUUCGUCAUGUUCGCAGGCUUCUUCGCUGCUCUUGUCAUGGGCCACAUCUACAUCAUAUGCAUCAUGACGGCCAUCCAGAUCAUCUCCUUCAAAGAGGUAAUUGCCAUCGCCAGCGUACCGAGUCGCGCCCGCCAACUGCGCUCCGCCAAGAGCCUCAACUGGUAUUGGCUGGCCACCACCAUGUACUUCCUAUACGGCGAGAGCGUCAUCUACUACUUUAAGCACAUUGUUCUGGUCGACAAGGUGUUGCUGCCUCUGGCAACCCACCACCGCUUCAUCAGCUUCAUCCUGUACAUCUUUGGCUUCGUCUUCUUUGUCACCUCGCUUCAGGCUGGCCACUACAAGUUCCAGUUCACGCAGUUCGCCUGGACGCACAUGGCCCUGUACCUCAUCGUCGUGCAAGCCCACUUCAUCAUGAACAACGUCUUCGAGGGCAUGAUCUGGUUCUUCCUUCCGGCCGCCAUGGUUAUUACGAACGAUAUCUGGGCUUACCUUUGUGGAAUCACGUUUGGUCGCACCCAGUUGAUCGCCCUGUCUCCCAAGAAGACCGUCGAGGGUUUUGUCGGCGCCUGGGUUUUCACAAUCAUUUUCGGCAUGCUCUUGACCAACGUCUUGAUGCGCUCUGACUUCUUCCUUUGCCCCGUUAACGAUCUGGGCGCAAACAUUUUCACCGGCCUCGAAUGCACGCGCAACCCUGUCUUCAACCCCAAGACGUACAGCUUGCCGCCUCUCUUCUUCCUCCCUCCCAAUAUGCACAAGACCUUCUCCUUCACCGUGGCUCCGAUGCAACUCCACACUCUGGUUCUCGCAACCUUUGCUUCUUUGAUUGCUCCCUUCGGCGGCUUCUUCGCCUCAGGCCUCAAGCGCACCUUCAAGAUCAAGGACUUUGGCGACUCUAUUCCCGGUCACGGUGGCAUGACGGACCGAAUGGACUGCCAGUUCAUCAUGGGCUUCUUCACCUACAUGUACUACCACUCCUUCAUCGCCCUCCACAAGGUCAACCUUGGCGACGUUAUGGAGAUGGCCGUCACUGGUUUGACCGUGGAAGAGCAGCUCGAGCUAGUGAGGGGCAUGGGCCGUUAUCUCAGCAACCAAGGUGUUUGGGGAGACGAGAUUAUCCAGUGUUUGGACAAGGCUCUGCAGGCCAAGAGGUGA
Molecule: messenger RNA, 1479 nt
Organism: Colletotrichum spaethianum
Lineage: Eukaryota; Fungi; Ascomycota; Sordariomycetes; Glomerellales; Glomerellaceae
Product: putative phosphoglycerate mutase
Exons: 4
Coding region: 1-1479 (492 amino acids)
Cellular component (GO): endoplasmic reticulum membrane
Molecular function (GO): phosphatidate cytidylyltransferase activity
Source: RefSeq, a predicted model, not a curated record